CUGUACGUGCGGGGGUGUGCGGGGUGCAGGGACAGACGCGACCGGUCCUUAAUUACCUACUAUUACCAUAAGCUGUCGAUUUCCCCCAUCCCUAGGGGCGAGCCAGCCCGAGUUCAAUAUCCCAUCUGUCGCAGAGCAAAAGGGGGAGAGCGGGGCUAGUCCUCUCUGGCCGUACGUGUUUUUAUUUUUUUUCCUGAGCUAACUGCAAACUUCCAGACAGAGAGUGCUGGGCGGAGAGAAAUAGUUGGGUCUCAUUUUACAGCGAAGAGAGAGAAGGAGAUACAGAAAAACAGUGAAGGGGACAGAUGUUAAAGCGCAGUCUUCCCUCGGCUCACUUGCUUAUAAGACACGAGUAGCUCCCUAUAUUAUAGCUGCCUGUCAGUACCGUGGUGCAAAACUGCAGAUGCAAGCAGCAUUCAAACAAGAUCCGCUCUGUUUCUGAGCCGAGCACGACAUGCAGGCACAGGCAGUUUGACUAGCGAGAGUUUUGAAAGAGGGAGGAGGACGGAAGGAAGGAAGGAAGCAAAGAGGGAAGAGGAGGAGAAAAGAGCCGGAGAAACGUUUGAAAGGAUACGCGAGACCGGAGACGUUACCGGUUGGUCACCGUGAAGAAAGGCUAUUCAAAGCUGGUAUCGCGGGGAAAAUCUAUCCUCGGAUAAACAGACAAGGGUCUGUCGUUGGCCGCUGUCGGGUGGGGAGAGGGAUUUUAUUGAUAUUCGGCAGCUGCCGGGAACGCGCCUGAUUCCGUUUGCUGUUUGGGGAAUAGAUGCGCUGGGAAGCCACGAUGCGGAGCGAUCCCAUUUUGUUCGCCUCCAGGGCCAUGGAGGAAUUGGUGUGUGAGCUGCGUCUGUUCCUGGACCUGCUGGACAGGGAGUAUCUGAGCGCUGGGGUCAGGGAGAAGAAGAUGCUCGUCUCCAACAUCCUUCACAGGGUCCUCACCGCUAAAGAGCCCUCGUUCAAGUCAGAGGUCCACAGCAGCCUUCCGGCACCCCCUCAGAUGCCACUCCCUGAGAUCCCACACCCCUGGCUCCCUCCAGACAACGGGCCUCCUCCUCUCCCCAGCUGCUCUCUUCCAGAGGGAUACUAUGAAGAGGCCGUCCCCCUCAGUCCUGGAAAAGCUCCAGAAUACAUCACCUCCAACUAUGAUUCUGACCAGAUGAGCAGUUCGUAUGAGUCGUAUGACGAGGAGGAGGAGGAUGGGAAGGGGAACAGAGGGAAGAAGAUGCGUCACCAGUGGCCUAGCGAGGAGGCCUCCAUGGACCUGGUCAAGGACGCACGCAUCUGUGCCUUCCUGCUGCGCAAGAAACGCUUCGGCCAGUGGACCAAGCUGCUCUGUGUCAUCAAGGACAACAAGCUGCUGUGCUACAAGUCAUCCAAAGACCAGACCCCCCAGAUGGAGCUGCUGUUAUCAGGCUGUAGCAUCACACAUGUCCCCAAGGACGGCAAGAAGAAGAAACACGAGCUGAAGAUAGUCCACCAGGGGGCAGACGCCCUGGUCCUGGCCGUGCAGAGCAAAGAGCAGGCUGAGGAGUGGCUCAAGGUGAUGAGGGAGGUGUGCAGUAAUGGCUGUGACUCAGAUGUAGCAGGAUCUCCUGUGCACAAGCCCGACCUGGAGAAGAAGGUGUUGUGUGAUAGGCCGAGCUCAGACGGAGAGCCGCCCAAUGAGAACGGACACACCGUCACCGACGGUAAGGACCAAGGUAAAGGGAAGAAGGACUCUCAGAAGAGUCAGAAGGGAGGCACGCUGGGUAAAGGGGCGGGGAAGAAGAUCACUAAGAUCAUUGGCUUAGGCAAGAAGAAGCCGUCCACUGACGAACAGACCUCUUCAGCCGAGGAGGACAUACCCACCUGUGGCUACCUGAACGUGCUGUCCAAUAACCGCUGGCGUGAGCGUUGGUGUCGUCUGAAGGACAACCAGCUGCUGCUUCAUAAGGACCGUACUGAUCUGAAGACCCAUACGGCCAGCCUGCCCCUCAGAGGCUGCGAGGUCAGCCCUGGACUGGACUCCAAACACCCCUUCGCCUUCCGUCUGCUCCGCAACGGACAGGAGGUGGCUGUGCUGGAGGCGUCGUCCUCAGAGGUCAUGGGUCGGUGGCUGGGGAUGCUGCUAGCUGAAACAGGCUCUAUCACAGACCCUGCUGCCUUACAUUACGAUUACAUAGAUGUAGAGACUACCGCAAACGUUAUCCAGCUGGCCAAGCAGUCCUUCUGCUUCACUAGUAAACGAGCUGUAUCUCCCAAACCUUAUCUGGACAACCCUGCUAACAGCUACGCAUGUCCCUCUGGAAUGGCACUGCACUAUGACGAUGUGCCCAUCAAUGGAACGGACCCAGAGGCGCUAUACUCCAGCCCUGGCACCGGAGGGCGACGUCUGAGAGAGGAGGUGUUGUAUGAGAACACUGACCCUGACCUGUAUGAGAACAUGCCUUCGCCCAAGCUGGCCGCCCGCUACUCCCCCAAGCCCAGUCGCCUGGCAUCAUCCUCCUCCUCCUCUUCCUCCAGCCACUACAAAACCCCUGGCCCUGGCCCUGUCAAAUCCAAACUCCUCUCCUCUUCCUCCUCUUCCUCGGCUAACACUAACACUAAAGCUGUUGCUCAGCUGAAGGGGAAAAAGGUCCCAGUGACCAAUGGGACAGCGUCUAAACAGAAGGUGGACAAGAACCAGGCCAAGAAGACCAAUGGAACAGCGUCUGUGAAACGCAACAACUCCAGUGCAGAGCAGUAUAAGUACGGUAAGAACCGCGUGGAGGCGGACGCCAAGAUGCUGCAGGCUAAAGAGGAGGAGCUAAUAAAGAGAAAGCAGGACAUCAGGAACAGUCUGACCCAGCUGAAGAAGGACAGGAAAGACCUGCGCACCACCAUGGAGGCCAGCACCGCUAAGCGUUCCGCUGGGUCCCUGGCGGAGCGGCUGAAAAAGGUGGAGGACGAGUGCAAGCUGAAGGAGGACGAGAGGGUGAGCCUGGAGCUGGAGCUGACAGAGGUCAAGGAGAGUCUGAAGAAAGCCCUGAACGGAGGAGUCACUCUGGGGCUCACCAUCGAGCCCAAGUCUGGCACCUCCAGCCCACAGUCCCCAGUGUUGCUGAGGCGUACCGUAGAGAACUCUCCCAUCUCCAGCUGUGACACCAGCGACACAGAGAGCUGUUCUACUCUGCCCGUGAACAGCGCCUCCCUCCUCCGCAGAACGACCAAUCAGAAACCCUCGGCCGUCCGCGGCCAUGUCCUCAAGAAGGCUAAGGAAUGGGAGAUGAAGACUGGCACAUGAGCAACAACUCUCUUCACAACAGUCCUGUCUUAUUAGCUUUUUAUUUUAUUUUAAUGCCUGUAUAUAUUUAUUUAAAUCAGUUCGUAUGGGGAUGAAGGUUGAAGAGGAGUACACUACAAGCAUAGCCAAACAGAGAGACGAUCAAGACAAUGCAGAUUUUUGUCUACUUUAUUUCCUGGACAUAAAGAACUAGCAGUCUUUUCCUAGCGUACCAUGUCAUGUUUCAACUACUCUGUCGUGUACUUUUGUAUUGCCCAAUCUUGUUUUUUUGUUAGUUUUUUUGCUGACAUCCACUUUCAUACAGUUUCUUGUUGCCUGUUUCUCCAUCACAUAAAAACAAUCUGGUUUCUUCAACUCUUGGGGUUCCAAAAUCAAGUGCAUAUUUAUUUGUAAAUGUUUAUUAGGUAAGUUCUAGCAUCCUUGUGAUUAUUUAUGUUGAUAAUAUUUAAUGCUUGUUGUAUUGUGUAGCUCCCUCUCUUUAGAACAGGAACUGCACUGUGCCACUAAUGUCCACAUCAUCUGGAUCCAGCCGUUAGUAUCACUGUUAGGCAAUCCAGAUGAUUUUCAAAUCAUCAAACCAGCAAUACACCUUCAGUACUCCUAGUCCUUAGUGGUUGAUGCCUGGGAGUGGGCCACUCAGUAAAGUGCAGGUCAGACUAAGGCGUGGUGGUGUUCUGGUGAGUUUGGCCACUGGCGUUGGAAAAGUCCUCAACCUCAAGUAAUGUAGCCUCUUGUAUUUACACUUCUACAUCCAGGAGGUGCCACUGGUGCACUGUAACCCUGUGGUCUGGUCUCACUCUGUGUGUGUGUGUGUGUGUGUGUGUGUGUGUGUGUGUGUGUGUGUGUGUGUGUGUGUGUGUGUGUGUGUGUGUGUGUGUGUGUGUGUGUGCGUUAGUUUAUGUGUGUGCGUAUGUGUGUGUGUGUGUUGAAAUGUCUUGAGGCACAUUCCAUCCCCAUCAUUAAUACACUGUUAGAAAUAGAAGCCCUUGCAGUAUGGUCAGAAAUACUGUGUGUUCUCCGCUUCAACCAGAGACUGUAACCUGGUUGUGGAUUCUUGAACUUCCAGCUGCUACUCUAGCAACACGUUUCAGCUCACACACACGUCACACACACACACACACACACACACCAGACAGACACUACAGACACUUUUAUGUAAUUUAUUUCUAAUGGUGUUUUUGGUAAUGAUUUUACCACAUCUACAGUACACUGCAAAAUAUUCCCAUAUCCACACUGCAAAAUAUUCCCAUAUCCACACUGCAAAAUAUUCCCAUAUCCACACUGCAAAAUAUUCCCAUAUCCACACUGCUCAGUGUAAUCUAACCACGGUGCUUUGUAGGGGUGAGACGUAGCAUGUUGAUGUACUACUGCAAGCAAGCUAAGUUUUUACUAUUUUUACUCAAAGGCACGUUUACCUUUAAAACGUCUGGUUUAUGGUGCAUUUAUUGGCCUAGUUGGAAUAUGAGGCUGUGCGUAACAAAAAUGGCCGCCAACAGCUGUUUUCAAGUUAUCAGUGUACAUGUUUGUAUCCCUCUUUGCUUCUCUAUUCAUUCAGAUUGAGGUUGGGAUUCAAUCCCAUCGCGAGUUAAAUGCAUUGCGGUGUUUUAAAGGCUAUUGAGCCGACAUAUGCAGCGUUUAUCGUGAAUGGGUUCUUCGCAAACGUGGGAACAUUGCCUUAAAAAGCCUCAAUGCCUAUAACCUGCGAUCGGAUUGGAUCCCGGCCAAAGUCCCACUAGGCUGCGAGUUAGAGCUAGCUCUUCACCACAAGAUGAGGGAGAGAUGAGGAGAAAGAGUUACACGUCUAGUCCAUUUUGGGCCCUUUCUUCUCUGUUUAAACAACUUCAAAUCUGAAAUGGGCCGAGAGAGAGAUGAUGUCACUCAGAAAAUGUGAACCCAAUGUACCUGUACAUAGCUUUGUGGGAGGGGACAGGAUGGGAGAGGUAGGGGAUGGGAGGAGGAGGGGGGGUAUAUUGGGUAAAGGAAGUAGGGGAGAAACAACAAAAGAGUGGAGGGGGGAGAAAGAGAGUGGAGUGGGGAGGGGGUUGGGUGUAUUGGGUAAAGGAAGUAGGGGAGAAACAACUAAAGAGUGGAAGGGGGGAAAGGGAGUGGAGUGGGGAGGGGGUUGGGUGUAUUGGGUAAAGGAAGUAGGGGAGAAACAACUAAAGAGUGGAGGGGGGGAAAGGGAGUGGAGUGGGGAGGGGGUUGGGUGUAUUGGGUAAAGGGAGUAGGGGAGAAACAACUAAAGAGUGGAGGGGGGGAAAGGGAGUGGAGUGGGGAGGGGGUUGGGUGUAUUGGGUAAAGGGAGUAGGGGAGAAACAACAACAUUGUUUGUUUUGCACCUUAGACUUUUCUACUCCAUUGUACUUCUAUUGACAGUCACCAACUCGGUGACGAACGGCUGUAUAUAAAAAGUAAUAAACCUCUUUACAAAUGUU
This is a messenger RNA of Salmo salar (Atlantic salmon), 5697 nucleotides long. It is a transcript of the gene afap1, whose product is annotated as actin filament associated protein 1. The record is from RefSeq and is a predicted model, not a curated record. Gene Ontology annotation, molecular function: SH3 domain binding; SH2 domain binding. NCBI's taxonomy places the organism in Eukaryota, Metazoa, Chordata, Actinopteri, Salmoniformes, Salmonidae. Gene Ontology annotation, cellular component: cytosol.